This is a messenger RNA of Macrobrachium nipponense, 2896 nucleotides long. RefSeq names its product protein VASP homolog. The record is from RefSeq and is a predicted model, not a curated record. The transcript is spliced from 8 exons. Lineage: Eukaryota; Metazoa; Arthropoda; Malacostraca; Decapoda; Palaemonidae. The coding region runs from base 72 to 1184 and encodes 370 amino acids.
CUGGGGCCUGCUUGAAGGAUCUUCCAAGAGAUCCUCCUGCUGAGUCGAUUGGCGGCAUCGAAGGAAGAAACAUGAGGGCCCAUUACUACCUUCUAGCUGUGGCUACAACGUUGGCACUUGCCACGGGGGAGAAACUGGGAGACAUCGAGGUGAUCACAAGGGGGGAACUUGGAGAUGGGGGUCUCGUCCCCCCAAAUAAAGACAGCUUUGCCCAGACGAACGAUGAGGUGAUCCAAGGAAAGAACAACUUUCUGAGUUCACCGGAGCUAAAGACUGAAGCGAAGUUCAUUCCUCCACCUGCUCUUAGCUAUUUGCCACCUGUGAAGACUCCACUGCCAAUAGAACCCACAGCCUCUCCAUAUACCCCAGCUCCAGUUCUCAUCAAGGACGAGUACUUACCUCCUUCUCGGGGUGUUCCUGCCGAAGUCAAACCCGUAGUGGAGCCUCCUAACACCUUGUACUCUGCUCCUAAGCCAGCAGCAGCUGACGUCUUCCUACAGCCUGUGGCAACACCUCAAGUUCCUAUCUUCCCUGCAUCACCCAGACCAGCACCUAUCCCACCUGUACCUGUCCCCCAAGACGACAGCUACUACCUGGAGGAACACGAAGUCGAGCAGCCAGGAUUCUUUUCGAACAUUCAAGACUCGAAGCUCUCCGUGCUGAACGGAAUUGUUGGGGCGAAGACUGCCGUCAUCAGUGGUCUGCGUAAUGCUGGGGAUUCGCUCUACAAUGGCGUCACAGGGGCCUUGGCCGCCAAGGCAGCCGCCUUCAGCAGCCUGAAGAACGCGGCCACCGGCGGCGGCUACAGCAGCAACAACCAAGCCCCCAGCACCUACGAAUCCGAGGGUGGAUACGGAAGCAAUCCGAGCGUUGGCGUGGCCGGUACGAAUGUUGGUAACCGCUACCCGGCGCAGCCAAUUCCUCCGCCCUCCAGCCAGCAGACCCCAGCUCCUCUUUAUGUGCCAAUCCCUGUGACGACUUACCCUGCGUAUCCUCCCUACCCGCCGAAGGUUCCCGAGUACAGGCCUCCUCAGGUGUAUGCUGCUCCCAUACCUGUCUACCAGUACAGGACCCUGCCAGUACGAUCAAGAAAACCUUCAUUAACUAACGCUAUUUCAAGGGCCAUCAGGCGUCUGAAGGCUCCUUUCCAGCCUCACUUUAGGUAUGCCCAUCGUCACUGGUAAACGGAAGAAGAAGAAGAAGAAGUAGAAGGAGGGGGAGGAGGAGGACAGCAAAUGGUAAACAAAUCACCACCUAUGGGUCUAGGAUCUUCGUAAUGCACCUCGCCUCUUCUGAUGGACAAAAUCCAACUUCGGCCUAGCGACGAAAAAAUAGGCUGGAGGUUCUUGAAGCAUUGCAAGCAAUUUCUCGCUUGAACUUACAUCAUCAUUUGAGAUUGCUGGCAUUAACUGGGGAAAUGUAUGGUAUACGCAUGUAUCCUUCGUGGAUUCAAAGGGUGUUUCUGUUUUUGAAUGAAAUCACAUCAAUAUAAGGUACUGAGGGCAUUUAGCAGUUUAUUUAUUUACGGUUAUUUGCAUCAUGAAGCCAAUGGCCAUUGAUGUUGAUAACGGUAUUUAAAGUACAAAUUCUGGUGUUUACAGAUUUAGGUCCUAUGACAAUAAUUUCAGAUAAAAUUAAACCUUCUGCAUAGACCAGCCUCUGAAAUCUAUCUUCAGACAUCACUGGCUAUUGUAUACAUCUGUAGCUCACUCGCGCCACUAGACUUUUUCAAGAAGGGUUUCCAGUUCGUCUCAAAAGUACAAUUUUCUUCACACAAAGUCAUUAUUUCAACUCAUUUCUUCUCAGGUUGAGACAAAUAUAUAUAUAAUUUUGCUAACGUUUCUUUCGGAAUGCAUAUUAAGCUUAUGAUCUAUUUGUUUUUACAUAAUUUUACUCGUAUUUGUGUGUUUUCCUCCACUAUGUCUACUUUCCCCUUCAAAUUAGAUGUCCUUUCUUACAGUCUUUCCAAACUUUGAAUGUCAAAGUGCUUUGGCAAAGAGAUGUGGACAAGUCAGCAUUACAGUCAGUUUGGGAAUGAAAACGCAUUGGUGAGUUAAUGUUAACAUUUCAUAAUCAGACUUUUUAAACGUUUUUCAAGGUAUAUUCUGAUCCAUCAUGAUGUUCACGGUUACAGAAUUUCCCAAUUUUGCAGAUUAGAAAAGCUAAAUUGAAUGUGAAAUUUUAAGAGAUUCUGAGAAAAAAAUCAAAUUUUAAGAUAUGUAGUAACACUAAAAGCCAAGCGAAAAGUCGGUCCCUUUUACCUCAGGCUCUUUCAAGACGCUUCAGCGGUUCCAAACGCUGAACAAAUAUCUGUUCAUCCAUUUAAAACAAAGAAUUCAUGUAACACUCUUCAGACAUUGAUUAAACUUUAUUAAAUUUCAAAAACAUAUUAUAGGCAUCAAUUUUAUUGAUUUUUAAUGAGAUAUAAGUAGUUUCUAAGGUGAAAUUAUUAAAUAUUUAAUUUUUUUUUUUGCCACUGUUGUUCUGACAGUACUACAUUUUUAUGAUUCUCUGAAUAAAUGGCUCUUGUAGUUUCAAAGGUUGGUGACCCCUGACCUAGGGUUAAGUGAAAUAUUCUAUCAAGGAAUUAUAUGACCGUCAUCUAUUUUCAUUUCAUUGUCAUCAGAUUUAAAAUAUGGACUUACAUAUCAGCAAAGAAUACUGGUCACAGCAGACGAACAUCAAAGGGGCCAUUACCACAGUUAAUAUAAAGAGACUAUCGACCAUCAGUGUACAUCAAGAAGGGGGCAUUAAAUGAGAGACAGACAUUUGACAGAUUGCUUAAACUAAAUUGCCAACCACCAACACAGUUGCCUGAUUGCUUGUUAGCCAAAGGAAACGUCAGAAGCUGCCCAUAAAUUAGGCAUGCUAUCAAAACUGUAGAACGUCAUUAGGC